CUUAUGUUGCCAGCUUUUUACUUAAGCUGUAUUGAGAUGCUAAAAGAAUGGGAGGAGAUUGUACCAGAGCAAGGAUCAAAAGAGCUGGAUAUUUGGCCUCAAUUUCAAAAAUUAACAAGUGAUAUGAUUUCUCAUACCGCAUUUGGGAGUAGCUAUGAACAAGGAAGAAGAAUAUUUGAACUUCAAAAUGAACUAGCUGAGAUUAUUAUGAAGCAAUUCAAUUUCAUUUAUAUACCAGGAUCAAGAUUUUUGCCCACCAAAAGUAACAAGAAAAUGAAAACAAUUGAAAAAGAAGUUCAAGAAUCAAUUAGGCAUCUCAUUGGCAACAGAUUAAAGGCAAAAGAAGCAGGACAAGACUUUGGUGAUGACUUAUUAGGUACAUUAUUGGAAUCAAAUUCCAAUGAAAUUGAAGAACAAGGAAGCAAGGAAUUUGGAUUGACUAUUCAUGAAGUAAUUCAAGAAUGCAAAUUAUUUUAUUUUGCUGGGCAAGAAACCACUUCUGUGUGGCUUGUUUGGACUAUGAUUUUGUUAUCUAGGCAUCAAGAUUGGCAAUCAAAGGUUAGAGAGGAAGUUUUGCGAGCCUUUGGAAGUGAUCAACCAGCUUUCGAUGAAUUAAGUCGGUUGAAAAUUGUGACGAUGAUUUUGUAUGAGUCCUUAAGACUUUAUCCGCCACUAGCAACUCGUAUUCGAAGGACUAAUGAAGACACUAAAUUGGGGGAUUUGCAUCUACCAAAUGGAUCAUUGCUAUUUAUACCAACAAUCUUAUUGCAUCAUGACAAGGAAAUUUGGGGCGAAGAUGCAGAGGAGUUCAAACCAGAGAGAUUCAGUGAAGGUGUUUUAAACGCGACAAAGGGUCAAAUGACGUUUUUUCCAUUCGGAGCAGGACCGCGAAUAUGUAUUGGACAAAACUUCGCCAUGUUAGAAGCAAAAAUGGCUAUAGCUCUGAUUCUACAACGCUUCGCGUUUGAGCUAUCUCCUUCUUAUACACAUGCUCCUCAUUCAAUUGUGGCUUUGCAACCUAAGUUUGGUGCACCCUUAAUUUUGCAGAGGCUCUAGUUUCGCCGAAAAAGGAGAACUAUCAUGUAAGCCGAAAGGAAUCUAGGACAGGUUUUGUUUAAGAUCGAUUGAACUCAUUACUUUCGACUUGAACUAUUAUAUGCUUAUGAAAGCAAAAAAAAAAUAAAAAGAACAUUUGAAAUGUGUACAGAUGAUAAGAUUACAUUUAUAUUAAUUGCACCAGUACUCGUUGACUCUAGAUUUUGGAUUCGCCUCUGCUCCUAGGAGUAUGUCUUGUGAGGGGAGUUAAGUUGGUACUACUAUUUGUCUUACAAAUUUGUGCUGAGUUUAUGUGUUACCAACUGAUCACUUUAUGUUGCUUGUAAU
This is a messenger RNA of Capsicum annuum, 1383 nucleotides long. Its product is annotated as cytochrome P450 CYP72A219. The record is from RefSeq and is a predicted model, not a curated record. Gene Ontology annotation, molecular function: oxidoreductase activity, acting on paired donors, with incorporation or reduction of molecular oxygen; iron ion binding; monooxygenase activity. NCBI's taxonomy places the organism in Eukaryota, Viridiplantae, Streptophyta, Magnoliopsida, Solanales, Solanaceae.